Messenger RNA from Plasmodium coatneyi, 1788 nucleotides. RefSeq lists its product as uncharacterized. Gene Ontology annotation, molecular function: peptidyl-prolyl cis-trans isomerase activity. The coding region runs from base 1 to 1788 and encodes 595 amino acids. The transcript has a single exon. Gene Ontology annotation, biological process: protein peptidyl-prolyl isomerization. Gene Ontology annotation, cellular component: catalytic step 2 spliceosome; Prp19 complex; post-mRNA release spliceosomal complex. NCBI's taxonomy places the organism in Eukaryota, Apicomplexa, Aconoidasida, Haemosporida, Plasmodiidae. The record is from RefSeq and is a predicted model, not a curated record.
AUGGGGAAGAAGAGAUACGUCUACCUGCAGCUGUCGAUAAACAGCAUCGUGCUGGGGAAGGUAUACUUCCAGCUGUUUGACGACCCGGAGGUGAAGAACUCAGUGGAAAACUUCCUCUGCCUGUGUAGAGGUAACAAGUACCACAGCGUGUAUUCAGGGGAACCCCUCUCAUAUAAGCAUUGCAUUAUCGAGAAGGUGAAAAAAAACAAGUGUAUAAAGAGCGGCUACCUGCGUUGCAAAGUCACGCAUGGUACGACUGGCCAGGUCAUCCCACCUGCUACUCGGAAAAAUCCGCAGGAAAAGUACGAACAAGUGGAAUGCAUUUUCGGCCCAACUUUCAAAAAGGAGAAUUCCCAAAGGAGACAUACCAAUGCAGGGCUACUCACCAUGGUCCAGGUGGGACCCAAACGUUGCUCCUCUGUUUUUAAAAUAACCCUCAGUUCCGUCCACAAAUACAAUGGUAAAAAUACCAUCAUUGGAAGGGUCGUUAAAAACAUGCACGUCUUGAGGGCCAUCGAACUUAUUCCCGUGACAAGCAACUUCGAACCGAAGACCUGCAUCUACAUCUCCGAAUGUGGUGAGGUGAGUGAGUCCAUCUUCAAAGGGGAGCGCGUCUCCUCCAGGCAGCAGUAUAUCGAUAGUCUAUUUGCAACUGCCGGUAUCGGCGACGUGGGACAGACUGGCGAAGCUAGCAGUUCCGACAGUGAUGAUCGUAGUGACCCCAGUGGGGUAAACACUCAGGGGGACCCCCUGGGGAAAAUAUUCGCCAAGGGGAAAAAGGGAAAAUCAGAAAAGACGGAGAAGCAGAAGGGGAUAGAGCUUCUCAAUCGGAUCCUCGCCGAUAUUGAUGCGAUCGCGAGGGGGGAAAAACUGCAAGAGGUGGGAGUUAAUAAGGUGGAACCAGUGCACAAGGUGGAAGACGUGCACAAGGUGGAAGACGUGCACAAGGUGGAAGACGUGCACAAGGUAGGAGGUAUGCAUACGGUAGAAUCAGUACAGAAGGAAGAAGCCAUACGGGGGAUAGAUGCAGCGCAUAAGUUCGACUUGGUGAAGGACCCCCCACGCAGAAUGACCGACAGGGAAAGGAGAUUCCUCGAAAUUGAACUCAAGAUAAACCAGUCCAAGGGGCUGAACCAAGUGGAGGCCAAUCGGGAGAGGUUGGCCGGGCACCUCCCCACGAGAGGCGCCUCAGCAGGGAAGUCAGACGAGUAUGCAUGUUACCACUAUGAGAAGAAUACCAGUGUUACUAACGCGUGUGGGAAGAAGCCAACCCGGGGGGAUGAACCCAAAGAACCAGAAAAGGUGGAUCCAGUAAAAGUGGACCCCCUCAUUCGUGAUGACCCCCCCAGCAGCGACGAUGAAGAAGACGCCCCCGGCAUCUACACAACCAGCGCUGCUCAAGCAAAAAGCGUCUCCAAAAAGAAAAACAAAAAAGACCUAAUCGAAGUUGACAGGGAUAAGCGAUUUUUUAAAAAAAUGAAGUUCAACUUUUCCAUAAAUAGGAACCUGUAUGAUGAGAAAAAAAAAAAACUGGGGAAGAGUUUCUACGGAGAGGACCUAUUAAUUACCGACACAUCCAAGUGCACCGAGAGGGACAAGAAUAACGUCAUCACCUUCUGCAGGAAGCAGGAGGUGGUUCGCUCGAAGCUCAGUCGGAAGAGAAAGCAAGAAAGUGGGGUGUUUAAAAAUUACAUCAACAGGAGGAACAAAAUGUACAACAAAAAACUCGACCGCUACUUUAAUCAGCACACGGCCGAAAUUAGGCAGAACCUGGAGCGGGGCGGUUAA